AUGAUCGUCAAAUCGAGCAUUAUUUUCAAGCAACCUCCACUUUCGUUGAUCACCAAAACGGAACCGUUCACCGUUCAGGAGUCGUUGUACUACAUGAUUGGGACAAUCUGUCAGCAAAACGUUGAAUUGAUGCCCCAUUUUAACUCUGCAAAGUUGAUGUUCUUUUUCGCACAUUUGACGAGCUUUUUCAUUUUCACCUCCUACUCAGCAAGUAUCGUUGCCCUGCUGCAGAGUCCAAGUCGGGCUAUAACCACGGUGGCUGAUCUUGCAGCUUCUCCGUUCAAGGCCGGUUCGAUGGAUGCGAUUUACGCGUUUGUAUACUUUAACGAAAGCAAGGAUCCUGCAGUCAAGGAGCUGUUCCAGAAGAAGAUGAAACCUUUGGGCAAGAAGGCCUUCACCGAGGCUGACGUCGGUAUGCGGAGGGUUCGAGAUGAGUUUUAUGCUUUUUCGGUCGAAGUCAACGCAGCAUAUCUGCUGAUUAAGGAGACCUUCACCCCUCAGGACGUGUGCAAGGUGUACGAGCUGGAGGCCAUCAAGUUGCCACCGUUUUCGAUUCCGGUGCUAAAGGGAAGCAAAUAUCGUGAACUGCUCCGACAGCGACUCAUUUGGCAACGGGAGGUUGGCAUCAUUCGCCGAUACAACUUGAUUUGGAUCGCCCAGAAACCCACGUGCGAGUCAGGAGCGGCUGCUUUCAAUUCGGUUGGCCUUAAUGAACUGCGAUACGUGUGCAUCUUCAUGAUCAUUGGUUUUGGAGUGGCAUUUUUGCUGUUGGCUUGCGAGAUUGCUUGGAAGAAGCAGCAAAAUAAGCGAAUCGCGAAAGCUAAGCUCAAACAACAGCAAAGUCGAAGCACUUUGAUUUCGUUUCUGAACUAACAAAUUAAGAGAUAUUAUGAUUGGAUCAACAAACGUGAUUUAAGAGCACGUGUGGUACAAAAUGUUUUACGAAUUUGGGAUUUUACAACUUAAUCAUAUAUUGAGGAUCAUGCAAUUUUAUAGAACAAAAUUCAACUACCAAAAACUCUCUUCUAUGUGAGAUAUUUUUGUCUGUAUUUAAUCGAAAUGUAGAAUUUUAGUGAUUAAAUAACAGCCUUGGUUAAAGAAAUUUGAUUAUUUUUUCAAUUACUCGUUAAAUAUAAAUAUCUACAAAAGCUUUCCACAACGCAGGAAAGCGUUGAAAUUGAAUGAAAAUCUCGGGGCUCGAUGAUUUCAAUUUGUUAUCCAAAUAGAACGGCGUACUGUAAUUUGCAUCAUAGAUAAAGAGUAUUAUGCUGUUCAGAUUUAAUUAAAAAUAAAACAUCAUGAUUUUCAGUGCGUAUGUCUAUUCAA
This is a messenger RNA of Culex quinquefasciatus (southern house mosquito), 1326 nucleotides long. RefSeq lists its product as uncharacterized. NCBI's taxonomy places the organism in Eukaryota, Metazoa, Arthropoda, Insecta, Diptera, Culicidae. Gene Ontology annotation, molecular function: ligand-gated monoatomic ion channel activity. The record is from RefSeq and is a predicted model, not a curated record. The transcript has 3 exons. Bases 1 to 873 code for a protein of 290 amino acids. Gene Ontology annotation, cellular component: membrane.